AUGGAUGACUGGCGGUCAAGCGCGGGGUUAUUGGCGCCGCAGCUGGCAUGCCAGUCAUCAUCACCAGCAGCGUCUGCGCCGGCGCCACCACUCCCCGCGCCCACGUCACCUCCCCGCGUCGUCUCCGCCCCGCCCGUGCCCACCCAACCACCCCCAGACCCCGCUCCCCAAGACCAGGAAGAUGGCGUCAGAUUACGGCGAACACAUACGGUUGCUGUACGAGACUACCUCAAAAGGGAAACGCAGACGUUUUUCGGCGUUCAGAGGGAUAAUGAGAGGGAACAAAGACGGCUGUGGUAUGAGAGGCGGAGGAGGCACGCGGCGCGGGCGCUCGGUGACCUCCGGCCCGACCUGCCACCGGAUCAUCAUCCUGAUGAUGAUGAUAUUAGUAUGUACGGAGCGUCGGGCGCAGCACCUAGGGAGGCGCGGGGGCGGGCGCGUGAGCGGCCCGACGUGUUGCCUGCGCCGGCGCCGCUCGAGGAGCCCGCGCCGCCCUCCCUCCCCCGCCCGGGAAAGGACAGUGUGGCGCGGCUCACGCUUACCGGGCUUUCUUAUGUUGUUACUUUAUUUACCACCUCUAACAACGAUGACACAACACAAUACAAUACAACAAAAAAGCGGAUUUUCCCAUUGCAAAAUUUGCACGACGCCGAUGAUUUUAUUUCCGACAUUCUAGAAUAUUCGAUAAGAGAGGAACGCGGGGACAUCGAGUGUCACGUACCGUAUCACAGUUCCUAUUUAAAAUUCAAUUUCCCAGUUAGCGCAGUGGCGGUGACGCGGCGGUCGCGUCAAUCGACGUCGGCGCAGUGGUCGAGAUCAUUCCGCGGCACUGCGCCCAUGCACGAUGAAGUUGACGUCGAUGACGUGUUCUUCGCACCACCGACUUCCACCACGCCUCUGCAGCAUCAUGAAGAUGCUGAUACUGUUGACGGAUCUAAGGGGGCGAGAUCCCCAAUCGGUUCGACAGGCGUGGAGUACAGAAGGCCGGAGCGGAGCGUGUCCUGGGGCGCGGGGGGAGCGCGUAUCCACACACCGAUGCUGGAACCUCUGGCGGACAACUCGAAUAGGCGACAAUUUGGCAUGGGCGUUGUUGGUAGAUUCUUUAGGUAA
Molecule: messenger RNA, 1110 nt
Organism: Spodoptera littoralis (African cotton leafworm)
Lineage: Eukaryota; Metazoa; Arthropoda; Insecta; Lepidoptera; Noctuidae
Source: the annotation of a GenBank genome assembly